UACAAAUCCACACCAUUCCUCAUGUUAAAAUGCGAUCACUUUCGUCGUUUUUUUCUGUGACAAACAUAAAGAGUAACUUAAUAACUUUAUGGAGUUUAUGCGUGGCUUGCCGUGUGUGUUUUUGUUUUUUUGUAUUAUGUUAUGUAAAUGUGUUAAGGUACAUGAGUUCACUUGAAAUGCAUCUAGAAAACAAACAAGUUGGAGUCGGACAACAAAGUCGAAUGCAAGUCAUUAGUAUGCAUAAUUUACCUGAUUACUAUAGUAUUAUAUGCUUGGUAAUCAAUCCUAUUGUUACGCCGUUUCAUAAUCAUCUUUCCAUGCAUAACUCAUAACCCAAGCGUUGAAUCAUUCAUGCUCGUAACGAGUUCACAUGCAAUUUGAUAGUUACAAAUGUACAAAUCAUUAAAUGUCUUUUUAUUUCAGAGUCUAUCAAUGUAUGGAUCCUCAUCUCGUUAACCACCUGCCGAACAAGUUUUACUAAAGACGCACGAGAGAAUGGACGCCCUUAAUUGCACGGGUUCUAACUUAAGCCAGAUCGCUGGAGAAGACCCAGAUUUUCUCCUCUAUCAGUUCGUGGUGAACGCCUACAUCACGGCCCCCCUAUGUCUGCUGGGGUUACUUGGAAAUACGUUAGCCUUUUUUACUCUAAUGCGGGAUACCAAAAGAUCGGUGACAUUUUUUCUGCUUCGUGCCAUGGCGGUGAUGGACAACCUUGUUCUUAUUAUUGCCCUGCUGUUGGUGUUACCAACUGUUCAUCCUAAUACUGGGCUUUUGAAAUGUUUCAGCGAGAUAGGCUAUAUCAUGGACACGUGGAUAUGGCCGCUUGGAAUGACCUUCCAGACAGCGGCCGUUUGGCUGGUAGUUGUUGUAACUGUUGAUCGAUACAUUGCUGUUAAGAUGCCUCACCGCGUCCGAAGUUUGUCAACAAUUUCCAAGGCCAAAAUAGCCACGGCGACCGUCUCUUUGAUCUCCGUUCUCUUCAACUUGCCACGAUUUUUCGAAUUUUAUAUAUCGUAUGACUUGACGUGUGUUGACAAUACCACUACCACUACCCUGAAACCGGUAUCAGUUCCAACUGCUCUGCAGGAAGACCAGGACUACCAUUACGUCUAUACCUUCGCCCUAUACUGCCUGGUGAAUUUUGUGAUCCCCCUAGCCACUUUAAUUUUUCUUAACAUCAACUUAAUACUGGUUGUUCACAGGGCAAACACCGAUCGACGGAUCAUGAGCGUACAGUCCCUAAGAGCUGCUAGUAGAAACCAGGCAUCAUCGGAAACCAAUAUUACCUUCAUGUUAAUUUUAGUGGUGUGCGUGUUCAUUGUUUGCCAGCUGCCGGCACUUGUAACUCAGAUAUGGUAUGCUGUGGAUCCAGAACAGACUGGAUACAAAUAUUUGGGAGAGUUAAGUAAUCUUAUGGUGACAUGCAACUCGGCAGUUAAUUUUCUGAUCUAUUGUGCGUUCGGGAAGCGUUUCCGAGAGUUACUCAGAGAGACGUUUUGUGGCCGCCAUUCCAGGAGAAAGGGAAGAAGCAGCUUUCAUCGUUCUUCUGAUCGUUAUACGGAGUCCAUUCUUUUAAAAGACACCUAAAGAACCUAGUUUUUGAUAUUAAUUGAGAACAAAAAGAUCUUAUUUCUGAAAUGUCAUGUAAACCCCCCAGUGCGGAUCCUGUGCUUCUACAUGUACAUAAACGCAAUCAGUGUUACAUAUUUACCCUCUACCCUCUACCAGGGCCGCAGUUAUUAUUGUUGACAUUUUUGCUGAGGCGAGAGCCAAAAUAACUGUCUAUUUAUCUUUAGACAUAUCUGUGAAUAUCUGUGGAAAAUCAAUCUGUCGCCCUUGUAGAGGGUAGUAGAUACCCGGUGUCAAUGAGGGACCUUUCCACUCGCUGAGAAAGAAGUAUCUGAACAACUGAUGUACAGACGGAGCAAACCAAAUGUGCUUCUACAGACUCUUGUGCCAUUUUUCCUUUCAUAUUUUGAUGUAGGGAAGAGGUCCGAACUAACUUUAAAAGGAAGAGGCGACAAUAUGUUUUUGUGAUGCAUAUUGGUAACUGUUUGCGAUUUGCUUCAAACGAGACGACAGAGCCACAAAGUUCGUUCUGUGUCUGGUGACAAGUGAGACACUUGCCCUCUGAUAUUUACUUGUGUUUGUAGUAUAGCCUAUUACAAUAUUGAAGAAGAAUUCUUUUUCCGGCGACCCAUGUGGUCAGAGAGUAUGAGGCACCAUGAAUGCUAAGAAAGCGUGACGACGCAGCCUCGUGGAACACUGGAGCUUCUGGCAAGCAAAACCAAAGUUAUUAUCUGUAUCAUAUGUAUUUAAUUGAUAAUCAUGAAAAAUGUUACAAUAAAAUAACCAAUCUUUCGUCGAAAUAACUGAUUGGACAAUGUGUACUGGCAGUCAUCAAUCAUAAUAGUAAUCAUGGUCUGAAAUUAACAAACGCAUUUUGGCACUGUGGUAAGAAGAGAAUUUGGCAGGUAACUACUGCAUAAUUCUGGACGAUAUAAGAACUUGUAUGAACGCCGUUUAUUUAUUAUUAUUUUUAUUAUUAUUAUUAUUAUUAUUUUGUUGUUGUUGUUGUUGUUGUUUUGAAGAGCGUAAUAUCAUGUCUUAAUUUAAAGUAAUUUGAAUUGUUUAAGGACGGCAACUGCUGGACAGUCUCUUGAUGGAAACCAACAAUUCUUUAAACGUUCAAAUGCUUGUUCUUAUAUGCUUGGAAUUAAAACGUAGAUAUUUCACAAAA
This is a messenger RNA of Lingula anatina, 2740 nucleotides long. RefSeq lists its product as uncharacterized. NCBI's taxonomy places the organism in Eukaryota, Metazoa, Brachiopoda, Lingulata, Lingulida, Lingulidae. The record is from RefSeq and is a predicted model, not a curated record.